AGUGACUUGCCAGAGAUCACACAGGCACUUGGUGACAAAGUCAGUGUGAGAAUCCGGGUCCCACGUGGGCCUCCAGCUCUUUUCACAUCCACCUGGAACCUCGGGCUUAACCGUCCCCUCUGAAGGGCCACGCAAGACCCAUGGUCUCUCCAGGCCUUCCUCCUAGACCACAAUCCCCAUCCUGGGCACUCCUCUCCCUUGAAAUUCCUCCAGAUGACGAGUCUUUCUGCUGCAGCUCAGAAGUGAAAAUGAGAUUUCCCCGAGCAAUAAUUCAUUGUUCAUUGCCCACUGGCUGAUCCUUCUCACCUAGGCUUAUUUUCAAACAUCCAAACUUUGUUAUUGAAGAGAUGGCCGGUUUGUCAGUCUCUGCCAUGAAGGAGAAUAAGAAGAAGAGCAAGAAGAAGGAGGAGGAGAAUGGGAAGAGGAAGAGGAAGAAGAAGAGGAAGAGGAAGAAGAAGAAGAAAUGAGCAAUUUUGCUAAUUUGUUGUUCACUCAUCCAUCCCCCUUUGGUUGGGGUCCUCCCACGUGCCGGGAGCUGUGCAGGGUGCAGGGAACAGGAAGAUGAACGAGACAGUACUUGCUCUCCAGAAGUUCACAGUCUGGCCGAGAAGACCAGUUAAUUAAUGAUCACACGGAGGGUGGUCAAUGCUACCCCAGAGAGAUUGACAGGUUCGCUGGGAGUACAUAGCAUCUUCCAGUUCAUCCUUUAAGACAUGGUAGAAAAGUUACUUCCUCUAUGAAAGUUUUCUGCAGGGCUAAUCUUUUCCAUCUUAAUGCUCCCACAUCACCUUGUGUGGACUAUCAUAUCACUUAUCACAUUUUACUGUAAUUAUCUCUUUGCCCAGCUUACUCCUCUGCUAUCUUACGUUUGCUCAUCAGGAACCAUUUUUUUUCAAAGCCAGUACUUAGGAGAUGGAAACUCUCAGUAAGUACUAACUGAAUGAGAAUGAGUGAAUGUUAGAAGGAGCACGGUGUAUUUGGGGACCAACUUUGAUGGUGGUGAGAAGGACAAAGUGAGAGAAGCCUUGUAGCGAGGGCAGAGCCACGGGAAGAAAGUGUCAAGCACACUUGCAUGUUCAAUGCAUUCUCUUUCCUGUCACCUGGGGCUUCUCCUACCCCCCACCCCCAUGUUUCCGUUCAAAUCUGGGAGGGUUUGGGUUUGCUUUUUAUCACAGAGGUCAUUUCCCUUUCAAAUCUGGAGGACUUUGGCUGGCCGUGCAUGAAAACCACACUUUCCACAUGAUGUCGUCGAAGCCCUCCCGCUCCCGAGGAAGGAAGCUUGAGACCUUCUGAAAAUGAGGAAGGAGCUCUAUUCACAAUAGCCAAGACAUGGAAACAACCAAAAUGCCCAUCAGUCGAGGACUGGAUGAAGAAACUGUGAAAGAAAACAACAACAAAAAAGUCUGCUGUUCUGGCCCCACCUGCGUGGAGUACAAAAAAAAGCUGUAUUUCAUCAAUACCCAAAUUUGGAUGCUGGAUCAGCAACAGCCUGGGGAGGAGCUUAUGCCAAAGGAUGCCAGUGGGAAAAUUAUUUUAGAGACAGCGGACUUGCGUGACACAUGGGAGGCCCUGGAGAAGUAUAAGGACGCAGGUCUGACCAAGUCCAUUGGCGUGUCCAACUUCAAUUCCAAGCAGCUGGGGAUGAUCCUGAACAAGCCAGGGCUCAAGGACAAGCCCGUCUGCAACCAAUGCCGUUGGUCACCACCCUUAUUAUCCGUUUGCUGAAGAAUAUUGACUGUGAACUAUCCACCAUGAGUUCUACCAAUCUCUUGCUUCAGGUGUGUGGAGAGUAUUUCUGCGCUUGGCAGAGGUGAUUAAAAGCAGUCCUGUAGCUUCUGGCUUCU
Messenger RNA from Rhinolophus ferrumequinum (greater horseshoe bat), 1844 nucleotides. Its product is annotated as aldo-keto reductase family 1 member C15-like. The record is from RefSeq and is a predicted model, not a curated record. The coding region runs from base 1330 to 1725 and encodes 131 amino acids. Gene Ontology annotation, molecular function: steroid dehydrogenase activity; ketosteroid monooxygenase activity; aldose reductase (NADPH) activity. The transcript has 8 exons. Gene Ontology annotation, biological process: steroid metabolic process. Lineage: Eukaryota; Metazoa; Chordata; Mammalia; Chiroptera; Rhinolophidae. Gene Ontology annotation, cellular component: cytosol.